Messenger RNA from Clupea harengus (Atlantic herring), 2881 nucleotides. Its product is annotated as cyclic nucleotide-gated channel alpha-3. Gene Ontology annotation, biological process: monoatomic cation transmembrane transport. Gene Ontology annotation, molecular function: intracellularly cGMP-activated cation channel activity; protein-containing complex binding; cGMP binding. The record is from RefSeq and is a predicted model, not a curated record. Gene Ontology annotation, cellular component: plasma membrane; intracellular cyclic nucleotide activated cation channel complex. NCBI's taxonomy places the organism in Eukaryota, Metazoa, Chordata, Actinopteri, Clupeiformes, Clupeidae.
CGCAUUUUGAAUGGGAGGAGGGAGGGAGGGAACGCCAAGCGUUACUCAGCGGGUAGCUGUUCGCGUUCAGUGGUGCUGAUAUAGUCUGAUACUUUUUUAAAGUAAAAUGUCUGAUCGUUAUGGGGUUUUCACUGCAGAGCAAUGGAUGUAAUAUUUGAAUUGUGCGGGAAAAAAUCUGUAAGAAAUACGGAAUUGCGAGUGUUCGAAAUGGGAUUAUGUCACCCGUGCGUGAGAGGAUUUUGAGCUAAACUCUGCACCUGGCAAAGAAAACAAACGUAAAGAAGCUGUUUUAUGGUCGACUUCAAGGCUUCACUGAGCAGCCUGUGGAAGCGAAUGGAAGAGUAGGGAGCCAUGCCAAAGAUCUGCACUCAGCAGUCCUCUGCCUCCCCUAUGAUAGUUGACGCACGUGAACAUGGCCUGGAGCAGAUCGAGAGCGGCGACGAGAGGGAAUAUGAUCAUCAAAGAGACUCCUCUACUGGCACAGGAGCCAUGGCCAGAGUGUCCCGGUUUGUGCAAGGCUGGAUGCCCUUUGGCCAGGGAGAGGAGCGCCGAACCUCCUUCAUGGAGCACUCCCAGGUGGAGAAGCUCCAGGACACCUGCUCCGAGACCAGAGAGCAGGCCCUCCAUUUACGCAGAAGGAAUCAUAUCAGCCAAUGGCCUCUCGCCACCUCCAAUAUGAACAACUGCAACAACACAGACGACAAAAAAGAUGACAAAAAGGAGGAAAUAAAGAAAGAUGAGAAAAAGGACGAGAAGAAAGACGAGAAAAAGGAUGAGAAAAAGGAUGAAAAAAAAGACGAGAAGAAAGAUGAAAAGAAGGAUGACAAGAAGGAUGAGAAAAAGGACGACAAGAAAGACGAUAAAAAAGAUGACAAGAAGGAUGAGAAAAAGAAAGAAGAACCUCCGAAGGAGUACUGGGUUAUGGAUCCUUCUACUGACUUGUACUACCACUGGCUAACAAUAGUCGCAGUCCCAGCAUUUUACAAUUUGAUGCUGCUUAUCACAAGGGCCUGUUUUAAUGAACUACAAGCAAACUAUACCUAUCUUUGGAUUUCUCUCGACUACUCGUCGGAUCUGCUCUACUACCUAGACACCUUUGUGAGAUCAAGGACAGGUUUCCUGGAACAAGGCCUGUUGGUGAAAGACAUAGUGAAGCUAAAAGAACAUUACAAGAAAACAACACAGUUUAGAUAUGACGUGUUUUCAAUGCUCCCAACUGAUUUACUCCUGAUAGUGAUGGGCUAUGACAAUCCUGAGGUUCGUUUCAACCGCCUGUUCAAAAUGGCAAGGCUCUUUGAGUUUUUUGACCGGACUGAGACCAGAACCAACUAUCCCAACAUUUUCAGAAUCAGUAACCUUGUGUUGUACAUCUUGAUCAUCAUCCACUGGAAUGCCUGCAUCUUCUUUGCCAUCUCCAAAGUCCUCGGCUUCGGUUCCGACACCUGGGUCUACCCAAACAUCAGCCACCCUGAGUAUGGUCGACUCGCCAGAAAGUACAUCUACAGUCUCUACUGGUCCACCCUCACCCUUACCACAAUUGGAGAGACACCACCGCCUGUGAGGGAUAUUGAGUACCUCUUUGUCGUUGCUGACUUCCUGAUCGGUGUGCUGAUCUUCGCUACCAUUGUCGGUAAUGUAGGUGCCAUGAUCUCCAACAUGAAUGCUUCCCGCGCAGAGUUCCAGGCAAAGAUUGACUCAAUCAAGCAGUACAUGCAGUUUCGGAAGGUCACCAAGGACCUGGAAGCCAGGGUCGUCAAGUGGUUCGACUACCUCUGGACAGAGAAGAAGACCUGUGACGAGAAGGAGGUGCUGAAGAACCUUCCCGACAAGCUCAAGGCCGAGAUUGCCAUCAAUGUGCACAUGGACACGCUCCGGAAAGUACGCAUCUUCCAGGACUGCGAGGUGGGUUUGCUCAUUGAGUUGGUGUUGAAGCUUCAGCCACAGGUGUUCAGCCCCGGUGACUACAUCUGUAAGAAGGGUGAUAUUGGACGCGAGAUGUACAUCAUCAAAGAGGGCAAGCUGGCUGUGGUGGCAGACGAUGGGGUGACACAGUUUGUUGUAUUGAGCGAUGGUGCCUACUUUGGCGAGAUCAGUAUCCUUGGUAUCAAGGGCAGUAAGGCUGGCAACAGGCGAACGGCCAACAUCCGAAGCGUGGGCUACUCCGACCUCUUUGCCCUCUCCAAGGACGACCUCAUGGAGGCACUCCUGGAGUACCCCGAAACAAAGAAGGCCAUUGCGGAGAAGGGGACAGCCAUCCUGAUGAAGGACAACCUGAUAGACCUGGAAGCGGCCAAUGCGGCCGGAGACCCCAAAGACAUGGAAGAGAAGAUCGGCCAGCUUGAGAACAAUUUGGAUGUCAUGGCUGUCAAGCUGAAGAAGUUGAUGAGCGACUGGACAGAGAACCAGCGCAGGAUCAAGCAGAGGAUCACCAAUAUGGAAGCCAGGUGCAAAACUCUGAGAGAGGAGGAUCUCUCAGAAGUUGUGGCAGAUAAGAAAGAAGAAAAGAAAUAGACUCACACAGUAUUACAAUAACAUGCCUAUAUACCAAAAAAGGAUCGUAAGGGCAUUUUUCUUUUUGAGUUAUUCAUUCACCUAAUAUAGUGAUCCACCUUUCAAAGGAACUGUAUGCAUAGAAAUAUACUAUGUAUUGAUACUCAUAGUGGAAAGGCUGUGAAGAACAGAAUAUUUGUGAAUUUUUCUUCUUCUUUUUAAAACACGGACUACAUCUGAGUUUAAUACAGGACCAAUCUCAUAUUUACCCCAGUUCAUUUGUUUGAAAAUAAAACAAAAAUACCUGACAGAAUGUGGUCCGCUGUGUAUUGUUUAUACUCUUGUAAAUGUCAGAAUUUUCAUUGAAUAAAAGCUGCUUUGACAGUUCAAA